CGGAGCAGAGCAGCACGCUGCCCGCGCGGGUACGGCCCUUUCCUUGCCAUCUUCCACCUCUCCAUGCGCUAGGGGCGGCUUGGCGCAAAGGGAGACUCGGACCUGGGGAGGAGACGACAGACGAGACCGAGGCGACCGCGACCGAAUCGCGUGUGGGGCGGUAGGCCAUCGAGGCGAUCCGCGGGGGGCAAGGAAGGAAAGGAGGAAGAGCAGAGCGGAGUGGGUCGGGGUGGGGGGGACGCGCGGCGUGAAGGAUGGACGCGAACGGGCGCGGGGAGGAUGGCGACGCGCGGGCGCCGCUCCUGGCGGGGCCCGGGCGGCGGCGCAACUCGGUGGCGUCGAUGCGCGGGGAGUUCGUCUCGCGCCUGCCCAAGAAGGUGCUCGACGCCGUCGACCCCGAGCACCCGUCGCACGUCGACUUCUCCCGCUCCAAGGGCCUCCCCGAAGGGGAGAGAGAGUACUAUGAAAAACAGUUUGCCACGUUGAGGUCCUUUGAGGAAGUUGACUCAAUAGAAGAAUCCAAUGAAAUUGAUGAGGAAGAGGAGCUUGCGGAGCAAAACCAGAGUGAAUUUGCCAUGAAGAUAUCAAAUUACGCAAACAUUAUUCUCUUAGCGUUGAAGGUAUACGCCACAAUUAAAAGUGGAUCAAUCGCUAUAGCUGCCUCAACACUGGAUUCACUGCUUGAUCUCAUGGCUGGUGGUAUCCUUUGGUUCACACAUCUGUCAAUGAAGAGCAUCAAUGUCUACAAGUACCCCAUUGGCAAACUGAGGGUACAGCCUGUAGGCAUUAUCAUCUUUGCUGCUGUCAUGGCCACUUUAGGCUUCCAAGUAUUUAUUCAAGCUGUUGAAAAGCUGAUAGUGAAUGAGGCUCCAGCUAAACUGAACCAAGUACAACUCUUGUGGCUAUAUUCAAUCAUGAUCUUUGCAACAGUGGUGAAAUUAGCUCUCUGGCUCUAUUGCCGAACAUCUGGUAACAAGAUCGUCCGUGCUUACGCUAAGGAUCACUAUUUUGAUGUUGUCACAAAUGUAGUGGGUUUGGCUGCUGCUGUCCUUGGCGAUAGAUUCUACUGGUGGAUUGAUCCAGUUGGUGCAAUUGCCCUUGCAGUCUACACAAUUACAAAUUGGUCUGGAACGGUGUGGGAAAAUGCAGUUUCACUGGUAGGUGAAUCAGCUCCUCCAGAAAUGCUUCAGAAGUUGACAUAUCUAGCUAUCAGACAUCAUCCUCAAAUUAAGCGUGUCGAUACAGUUCGGGCAUACACCUUUGGGGUGCUUUACUUUGUUGAGGUUGACAUCGAGCUCCCUGAGGACUUGCCACUAAAGGAGGCACACGCCAUCGGAGAAUCACUCCAGAUCAAGAUCGAGGAGCUCCCCGAAGUCGAGCGAGCAUUCGUUCACCUCGAUUUCGAGUGCGACCACAAGCCGGAGCACUCGAUUCUCAGCAAGCUGCCCAGCAACCAGCCUUGACCCGAAGGGAUCCCACGUGGUGGUUGGCAAAUAGAUUGUCGCGCAGGAUCUGCUACAGUGCUCGGUGUCUUGUGCUGCAUGUGACAAAAAACUAAGAGUCUAAAUCAGUUUUGUGGUCGUAAGAUGUAGAUCAGGCGCGUCUAAGACUACGAGGGACGUAGCAGGUGCACAAGGCCGAGAUUGUUCUGAGUGAGUGUGGAACCCUCUGUUUUGCACGGUCGUGUUCAGUGUUCUGAUCGAAAGUAGGCACUUUGCUGUUGACAUGUGAUCGGCUGUGUGCUAUAUGAUGCUGUUUAGGGAAGGGCGGAGAGCAAGAUAGCAGGUCCUUUGCUUUAAACAAAUUUCAUUUCUUAUUGUCUGAAA
Messenger RNA from Setaria italica (foxtail millet), 1826 nucleotides. Its product is annotated as metal tolerance protein 4. Lineage: Eukaryota; Viridiplantae; Streptophyta; Magnoliopsida; Poales; Poaceae. The record is from RefSeq and is a predicted model, not a curated record. Bases 255 to 1463 code for a protein of 402 amino acids. Gene Ontology annotation, cellular component: membrane. Gene Ontology annotation, biological process: transmembrane transport; monoatomic cation transport. The transcript is spliced from 7 exons. Gene Ontology annotation, molecular function: manganese ion transmembrane transporter activity.